This is a messenger RNA of Effrenium voratum, 1065 nucleotides long. NCBI's taxonomy places the organism in Eukaryota, Dinophyceae, Suessiales, Symbiodiniaceae. The record is from the annotation of a GenBank genome assembly.
AUGGCUCGCAAGGUCGCCCUGGCCGUGGGGGCCGUCGUCCUGGCGCUGCGGUGCUCCACCGCCUUCCUCCCAUCGAAGCCAAUGCUGCGACCGCCGGCCGGCGUGGCCGGCGUGGCCGGCCUGGCCGGCCUGGCGGCCGGCGCCGCGCCGGCCAUGGCGGAGGAGGCGGAGGGCGGCUUGCUGAACUUUGGGAAGGUGGAGCUGGGCGGGGGAUUUGCCCUGAACCUGGACAUCCCGGAGACCAACCUCAUCAACAUCUCCAUCCUCAUCGCUGGGCUCCUCUACUUCCUCUCUCCAGUGCUGGGCGAGUCCAUGGCCUCCCGCGAGAAGGAGAUCCACUCGGACAUCGAGGACGCCAUCGCCAAGUACAACGAGGCCACUUCCCGCUUGGCUGAGGCGGAGAAGAACAAGGCGCAGGCCGAUCAGGUGGUCAAGGAGAUCAAUGACAGCAUCGCCAAGGACAUCUCCGAGUUUCAGGCCAACUUGCAGUCGGCGGCGAAGAAGACCAAGGCGCUGCAGGACGCGGCCAACGAUAAGAGCCUAACGGAGCUGGAGCAGAGGACCCAGGAGAGGCUGGAGGCCUACAUCGACUCUCAGGCGGUGGAGCGGGGCUUGAAGGAGCUCAAGGGCCUGACCGUGCGGUCGUCCUUUCUGGGCGGCACCUUCGAAGUGCUGGAGGCCUAUGGGCCCGGCUCCAUGUUGGGCUUCGAGCAGCUCCUUGGGGAGGAGGCGCUGCAAUCCUUCGGAUGUCCCAGCGACUGCGCGGUGCGCGCCUCCCCAGCGGCGGCGCCCAGCGUCUACGCCCUGCGAGUGUCGUCCCUGGUGGAUGCGCAGAGGGCGCAGCCCGUGCUGGCCGGCAUGCUGACAGAGCUGAUGACGACCUGCAUCGUCUCUGAGGGCCGGCGGCGGGUGAAGGAGCGGGCCACCAGCGAGUACUACCAAAAGUUGGAGGCCUACCGCCUCGCGAAGCAGAACUUCCAGGCGUCUCCCAUCGCCUUGCGCUUCGCAGCCUUCGGGAACUCCGAGGUGCGGAGAAAUGCGCUCCGCUUGAGCGGCGUGGUCUAG